AUGGGAUCCAAGACUUUUGAGGGCCAGCCUCACUAUGAGCAGGCCAACGCCUCGGGCUCCAUCAAGUCGAUGGCCGUGGGAGGAAAGCCACGGGGCUCCUCGUCUGGCGAAGAUGGAGACAGUAAUUACGGUGAAGGAGAUGAGGACGGUGACGGCGGUGACGGCAGGAUUGGUGUCGUGAAUGAAGCGGAGAACACCAGCGAGAAUCAGAAGCGCAAGAAACAGAAGAAGAAGAACAAGAAGAACAAGAAGAAUAAGAAGGCUAGUACCUCCGGGUUGAAGCAGACUUCGCCUCCCCGAGUGCCGGUGGCCGAUUUGUUCCCAUCAGGUCAAUAUCCGGUUGGAGAAUGGCUCGGCUACGAUACUGAGGGGAAAGAUGAAAACCUCCAGCGGACUACGGGUGAGGAACUGAGACAUCUGGUCCGUCUCCGCACUGAAGAUGAGGGUUUUCUGAAUGACUAUCGCAAAGGCGCCGAAGUCCAUCGGCAGGUCCGGCAGUGGGUUCAGCAGACAGCAAAGCCAGGCAAGACUCUUCUGGAGAUUGCAGAGGGCAUUGAAGACGGGGUCCGUUCACUCCUCGGUCACCAGGGCCUAGAGCCAGGUGAUGGUCUGAAAGGUGGGAUGGGCUUUCCAACCGGACUGGCUCUCAACAACUGCGCCGCGCAUUACACCCCCAAUCCUGGACAGAAGGACAUUGUCCUUCAACAGGAAGAUGUGAUGAAGGUCGACUUUGGAGUCCAUAUCAACGGCUGGAUUGUGGACAGCGCGUUCACCAUGACGUUUGAUCCAGUCUACGAUAAUUUGCUUGCUGCUGUCAAGGAUGCGACCAACACCGGUAUCAAGGUUGCUGGUAUCGAUGCCCGCAUGGGUGAGAUUGGUGGAGCCAUACAGGAAGCAAUGGAAAGCUACGAGGUCGAGAUCAAAGGCAAGACUUAUGGUGUGAAGGCCAUCCGCAGUCUUUCCGGCCACAACAUCGAGCAGUACAAGAUUCAUGCGGGGAAGUCUGUUCCUUUUAUAAAGACGUCGGACCAAACGAAGAUGGAGGAAGGGGACGUCUUUGCCAUCGAGACCUUUGGCACGACAGGAAGAGGACAUCUUCAGGAUGGGCCCGGUGUCUAUGGUUACGGUCUGAAUCACGACGUGACCCAUACCCACCUCAACCUGAGCUCGGCUCGAUCCCUCCUCAAGACUGUCAAGGAAAAUUUCGGCGGCAUUGUUUUCUGCCGACGGUACCUUGACCGGCUUGGCCUGGAUCGAUAUCUACUGGGUCUGAAUAGUCUUGUGAACCAUGGCGUUCUGGAGAUGUACCCGCCUCUCAAUGAUAUCAAGGGCUCGUACACAGCCCAGUUUGAGCAUACCAUUCUUAUCCGAUCUGCUGGAGUAGAAGUGCUCAGCCGUGGCGAUGACUACUGAUAGUACCACUAUCUAGUGUCCUCUCGCCACUCCAAUCCUUAUUCGAAUCACCCUUCUAACCAUAUAUCCUGCUCAUUCACGGGUGUUGCUUAUUGAUUAUUUGAAAGGGAGGAUUGCGCGAAAAAAAAAAAAAAAACCCCCCCUGUUUCAUUUCGUUGACCUACUCUAGUUCACUCAUUCAAUUUCAGUCUAAACCAGUGUCUACACAUUUAAAUUAAAUCAAUAUAUUCUCUAUA
Penicilliopsis zonata CBS 506.65 is the source of this 1649-nucleotide messenger RNA. RefSeq lists its product as hypothetical. NCBI's taxonomy places the organism in Eukaryota, Fungi, Ascomycota, Eurotiomycetes, Eurotiales, Aspergillaceae. Gene Ontology annotation, molecular function: metalloaminopeptidase activity. The coding region runs from base 1 to 1413 and encodes 470 amino acids. Gene Ontology annotation, biological process: proteolysis. The record is from RefSeq and is a predicted model, not a curated record. The transcript is spliced from 7 exons.